This is a messenger RNA of Drosophila nasuta, 1788 nucleotides long. RefSeq names its product major facilitator superfamily domain-containing protein rtet (gene rtet). Gene Ontology annotation, cellular component: brush border membrane. Gene Ontology annotation, molecular function: transmembrane transporter activity. The record is from RefSeq and is a predicted model, not a curated record. The transcript is spliced from 5 exons. Gene Ontology annotation, biological process: transmembrane transport. NCBI's taxonomy places the organism in Eukaryota, Metazoa, Arthropoda, Insecta, Diptera, Drosophilidae. Bases 257 to 1669 code for a protein of 470 amino acids.
UAUUUGAAUGCAACUAAUUACAUGUGUUUAUGUAACCCUGCCCUGCGAACCCAAUUCCAUCAUUCCAUCUGAUCGUUGCAGAACACAUUCAACUUUCACUUCGGCUGCGUCUCUAUCGGUUACUUGGCUUAAUGCUUUUUGUUUUGAUCAAGUUGUUUAACCCACAAAAACGUAUGGUGUAAACUUCUUCGUUUCGUCUUCUUCAGCAAUAAGCCACAAUUUACGUACACUCACGCAGUUCAAAGAUCCAAUCAACAUGGCCACUAUACGAAAUCGCCAAAGCUCAACAACAACAAGCAUUUCUGAUCAAAAAUCCAGUGACAACACUAACAAGAAUAUCAAGGAUGUGGCAUUAAAAGAGAAAAGUGAUCCUAUGAUAUAUAUAAUAUUCAUGUCGCUGCUCUUAGAUCUGUUGGCAUUCACAAUUAUAUUACCUUUGCUGCCAUCUUUGCUCGAAUAUUAUCGAGUCAACGAUAGUUCCGGUUUGUAUGCAUCGCUUACAACUCGAGUCCGCUGGUUCCAGCAGCUCCUUGGUGCCCCGGAUCGUUAUCUCUCGGUACUCUUUGGCGGUUUCCUUGGAUCGAUGUUUAGCUUUUUGCAAUUCUUUGCAAGUCCUAUUGUUGGCAGCCUCUCGGAUUACUAUGGCCGCAAACCCGUCUUGUUGAUGUGCGCCUCGGGCAUUUCACUAUCCUAUCUGAUAUGGGCCUGCUCCAGUAACUUUGCCCUUUUUGUGUUGGCGCGCAUUGUGGGUGGCAUUAGCAAGGGCAACAUUUCGCUUAGCAUGAGUGUCAUCACGGAUGUGUCCAAUGUGCAGACACGAGGUCGUGGCAUGGCCUUGGUGGGUGUGGCGUUCUCCAUCGGCUUCAUUGUGGGUCCCAUGAUUGGUGCUAUGUUUGCCAUAUUCGCAAAUAAAACGGCAAGCGGCGGUGCCUGGUUUGUUUUGCCGUCGCUGCUGGCUCUAGGACUGGCAGUGGGCGAUGUGCUGCUCCUUGUCUUCUGUUUGCGUGAGACACUGCCCCAGGAAAAACGUGCUCGAGAAAUCUCAUCGGCUUUGUCAUACGGGUUGCAAUUGCUAAAUGUCUCAUCCAUAUUCAGAUUUUCGGCCAUUAAGAAUGUUCCCAAGAAAGAUGUGCAAGCACUCCGCACAAUUGGAUUCAUUUACUUUUUGUAUUUAUUUCUCUAUUCCGGAUUGGAGUUCACAGUCACAUUUUUAAUGUACCACAAGUUUGGCUAUACUUCAAUGGAUCAGGCCAAAAUGUUUUUGACGACGGGUCUGGUGAUGACCAUGCUGCAAGGUUCGGUUGUACGUCGUCUACCUGAAGACAAAAUCAGAAUGUAUGCCAUCUACAGUCUGUAUUUAAUUGUACCAGCAUUUAUAACGGUUGGUCUUGCUGAGGAUAGCAGGAUGCUUUAUGCCGGCAUGAUUUUAUUUGCCAUCUCAACCGCCUUUGCCGUCACUUGUUUAACCACUCUGGUGUCCAAGUAUGGCAACGAUGACCAGAAAGGUUCAGUAUUAGGCAUAUUCCGAUCUUUAGGUGCAUUAGCCCGAGCUCUCGGUCCAGUGGUUGGAUCUAUAGCCUUUUGGUGCGUUGGUUCAAAAAUCACAUACUUGUCUGGAGGACUUUUGCUUCUAUAUCCGGCACUAGCAUUGCAGCGAGCGCGUAUUUAAAGCGGAUUUUCUCUGCUCUAAGCACAUGAAGAACAAAAUUUAAUAUUGAGAACAAUAAGCAACCGCUAGUAUUAAUUGCAAUAUUACUUAUUUUUUAUACAAUGUGCAAUAUUUUUAUU